CGAGUAAUCCGUGUCCCACAGGACAAACGUGUACACUGUAUACCAACAACUACGCCUGUACAUGUCCUACUGGCUACACUGGCAGCGACUGUAGUAUUUAUAAUGGUUGUGCGAGUAAUCCGUGUCCCACAGGACAAAUGUGUACACCGUAUACUAACAGCUACGACUGUACAUGUCCUACUGGCUACACUGGGAGCAACUGUAGCAUUUAUAAUGGUUGUGCGAGUAAUCCGUGUCCCACAGGACAAAUAUGUACACCGGAUACCGACAGCUACACCUGUACAUGUCCUACUGGCUACACUGGGAGCGAUUGUAGUAUUUAUAUUGGUUGUGCGAGUAAUCCGUGUCCCACAGGACAAACGUGUACACCGUAUACCGACAGCUACACCUGUACAUGUCCUACUGGCUACACUGGGAGCAACUGUAGCAUUUAUGAUGUUUGCAUGAGUAGCCCGUGUUCUUCAGGAUACAAUUGUACAUCGUUCACCAACCCAGAAAGGUACAACUGUACCUGUCCUACUGGAUACUCGGGGGAAGCCUGUAGUAUUCAUGAUGGAGUAAAUCAGCCCACAGAGAGCCCUCAAAGUGACACGCAACUUAUCAUCAUUAUUGUUGUUUGUAUGGCUGUAUUUCUACUUCUGAUCAUAGUUGUUAUUGUCAUCGUGUUAAGGAAGCGAAGGAAGAGUAGAAAUGAUGAUCCAAAAAAAGUUGUCGACGUAAUCGAACUCCCAGCUGUUGGAAUAAACAAGCCUGUGGUUCCAAAAAAGCCAUAUUCAAAUCGUGAAAAAGACCAUGGUAAUAUAAAUAGGCCUGAUGAAAGGGUGGAGGAAGAAGAAGUGGAGCUAGAGAUUGUCGAGAAAGAUGAAUUGCCAAUGCAGGCAUUUGAAUCACCCCCGAUUCCCGUUUCCUCCCUAUCUGAGUAUGUACGUACCAGAAAGGAAACUGGACAGCUUCGGAUAGAAUGGAAGAGCUUCCCGGAAGGUUUGAGAUUCCCAGCAACUGUAGCGCUGCAGAAGUGUAACCUGAAGAAGAAUCGCUACAAGAAUGUAGUUCCCUAUGAUCACAGUCGUAUUGUGCUUCAGUCCAGUCUUAAUGGUAGUAAACCCGGAUCAGACUAUAUUAAUGCGUGUUAUAUACAGGGUUAUAAUAAUCCACAGCGAUUCAUAGCAGCACAAGGCCCAAAUCAAACAACGGUGGAAGAUUUCUGGAAGCUUGUCUGGCAGGAGAACGUACAUAUGAUUAUUAUGCUGACGAAUCUAGUCGAGAUUGGCAAAAGGAAGUGUGUUCAAUACUGGCCAGACUCAUUUAGUGCGUUAUAUGGUGAAAUUGCGGUAACCUUCACCAAUGCUGUUGAACUAUCAAGUUAUGACAUAAAAACCUUCAAAGUAUACAAGGCAAACAGCCCAAAACGAACCCUUCAUCUUCUUCAUUACAAAACCUGGCCGGACAAAAAUGUUCCUCAGAACACUCAAGACGUCUCCAAAUUCAUUAGAGAAAUGAACACGUUACAGACGUACCACCACUUAGAAGGCCCUAUACUUGUACACUGUAGUGCUGGAGCCGGUAGAACUGGGGCAUUUAUAGCUAUUUGUGCAAUGCUGGACAUGGCCAAUGAAGAGCACUGUGUUGAUAUAUACAACUUUGUGAAAGAAAUGAGAAGCAGGCGACCAAACAUGGUACAAACAAGCGAACAGUACAUCUUCAUCUACGAGACGGUGUUGGACGAAUCUCUCUGCGGCAACACAUUAAUACCAGCAAUGAAGUUCAGGGCUCAAUUCGAGAGACUUCAAGCACAAAACCCAGAAACGGGGAAGUCUGACAUUAAUAACCAGUUUGAGCUUUUAGACAGUCUAUCACCCGUGUUUACCACAAACCAGAAAAGGAUUAGUAUGUCAGAGGAAAACAUGUCCAAGAAUCGAUAUAAAGACAAAGUCCCAGUGACUUCAAACCGACCGAUGCUUGCAGGUGGAGACAGAAUGUCAGACUAUAUUAACGCUUCAUUCUUUGAUAGUGCUUUAAAGAGGGACGCCUUUAUCGCCACACAAGCACCUUUGGAACACACGGUGGAUGAUUUCUGGAGAUUGGUGUAUGACUACGAAUGCUGUAAUAUCGUAUCUCUGACUGAUCCAAAAACUGAGGGUUUUGUGCAGUAUUGGUCAGAGCAAACAUUAGCUUUGCCGAACACCAUCGUAAAUUACAUUUCAAAAGAAGCCUACACCAAUAAUGUUACUAUGUGGAAUAUGAAGGUUGGAAAACUAUCAGACACAUCAAAUGUCGGUUCUACACAAGCCGUAAAGAUAUUUCAGUUUCACGCCUGGCCCAGAGGUAGCGAUGUUCCAACAUCUUGUCGAGCGUUACUGGACUUGAUAUCAGCCGUGCUUAAAGCCCAAGAAUCAUGUGAAAACAAACCUAUUCUCGUCCAGUGCAUGGAUGGGGUCGGUCGAUGCGGUACAUUCUGUGCUACGUUGGCAUGCCUACAAAGCCUGAAGCAAGUUCAAACGGUAGAUGUGUUCCAAGCUGUCCGCGUCCUGCGUCGAAACAGAACUGGUAUGGUGGAAACACAGGGCCAGUACGAGUUUAUAUAUGCAACGAUUCUUGAACAACUGAAUGCAUUUGACAUAUACGAAAACGUCAAACACACAUAUCAAGAAAACGAGGACGAAGGGGGAUAUGCGAACUAUGCAUACAGCAACUAACGUAUACGAAACCAGUUCACUAAAUAAACAGACCCAAAGUUGAUGAUUCUAUACAGAUCAACACACACACACUUAGUUUCUAUUCAUAUAUGUAUGUUUUGUUUUUGUAUUUUUGUUUGUUUUUUUUUCCAAAUUCAAAUUCAAAUAAUUUUAUUUCCAUUUAUCAGAACUCAGGACAAUACAAAUCGUGAAAUAAUUCAAGACAAUACAAAAUUGAAAAAAUAAUUAAGUAACAAUACACAAC
Anneissia japonica is the source of this 2940-nucleotide messenger RNA. RefSeq names its product receptor-type tyrosine-protein phosphatase T-like. The transcript has 22 exons. Gene Ontology annotation, molecular function: protein tyrosine phosphatase activity; calcium ion binding. The coding region runs from base 138 to 2696 and encodes 852 amino acids. The record is from RefSeq and is a predicted model, not a curated record. Gene Ontology annotation, biological process: protein dephosphorylation. NCBI's taxonomy places the organism in Eukaryota, Metazoa, Echinodermata, Crinoidea, Comatulida, Comatulidae.